Messenger RNA from Branchiostoma belcheri (Belcher's lancelet), 3881 nucleotides. RefSeq lists its product as uncharacterized. The record is from RefSeq and is a predicted model, not a curated record. Lineage: Eukaryota; Metazoa; Chordata; Leptocardii; Amphioxiformes; Branchiostomatidae. Bases 24 to 3881 code for a protein of 1285 amino acids. Gene Ontology annotation, molecular function: protein binding. The transcript is spliced from 22 exons.
UGGACGUGAGCGUGCAUGAGUCAAUGACAUCAACCGUAGAGCUUGACUUUCACAGUAACCACGUGUUUACUUACGAGGGAUUUUGGAUUCGCUUCUAUACGAAGGACAAGCCUGAAAAUGUUGAAUGGAUUCACCAUCUGUUAGAAGAGGCUGGCUCAUUUCAUUCCAAGAACUACCCACAUUCGUACAGGAACAACUUGUAUCAGGAGUGGAGCAUAUCACUCGAUGUGGGAAAACACAUCAGACGUAUGUUUACGUACUUUGAUGUCCAAGUUACCGAGGAGUGCGACUCCGACUAUUUGAUUAUUGAAGACCCUUUAAGUCUGGAUGAAAUGCACCACUGUGGUACUUGUAUCCCAACACCCUACAUCUCCGUAGGACACACUCUUCAUGUCUUCGUUGUGACAGACUUUGCCAUCUACAGAACCGGCUUUUCAGCAAAAUAUGAAUCAGUGCAGGAUAGAUCAGGCAAUGUGGAGCCAUCUGCUUCAGAUGUACUCCCGUCUGAUUGGCUUACAAUCGGUGAUAAGAUCAAACAAAUUAGCGUCAGUACAUCUACCAAUCAGGUGUGGGCACUGGAUAUCGACGGAAAACCGUUGCGGAGGACGGGUAUUUCACAGUCAACACCACAAGGGACUGGAUGGGAGGUGGUCGGAACAGAACAGUUUCUGUACAUCUCAGUGGGACGUGUUGGGGUGUGGGCAGUCUCUGACGACUCCACUGUAAUGUACCGCAAGGGAACAUUCAGGGGCGCAGGAACAGCAGGGACGUCCUGGCAGGCAGUUCAUAUCGACUCCAAAAUCACCAGCUCACUCUUCAACUUCAAAACAUUCCCAGUAGAAAUUGAUUGGCGUGGACACAACAUAGACCAGAUACAUUCAGGAAAAGACUUCGUCUGGAUCGUUGCCAGUUAUCCUCAUUUCACAUAUGGAUAUACCAUAGUGAGAAAAGGUAUAACCUCGGAUAAUCCCGAGGGUACAUCCUGGGACUCCGUACAAACAGCGAACAUGAAGGAAGUCAGCGUCAGCUCCAGGACCGGGCAGCUGUGGGCAGUCGAGAUUGGCGGCAGAGUGUGGCGUUCUCCUUUCUACUGUGAAAUCUCUGUAAAGAGCAACUGGGAAGCAAUUGAAGGUUGCUUUUCGUCAGUGUCUGUGGGACGGUCGGGCGUUUGGGCGGUCGACUUUGAAGGCGAGGUGUACCACAGAGCAGGCACAUUUCUGAACGAAACCGCCCCCGAAAAGCGACUCUGUGCAGAGGACGAAGUCAUUUGUCCAUACAGCGAGAAAUGCAUCAAAGAAUGCCGCGUGUGUGACGGCAUCGUGGACUGUGGGGAUGAUGACGACACUGACGAGCGGAACUGUUGGUUUGCCAACUGUCCGGAGAAACAUCGGCGAGUGUGUGCCGGAGAAGUGGGCUGCUACAGCCCGACUCGUGUGUGCGACGGAGAGCGGAACUGUGGGGAAAUUACUGAGGAUGAGCGGGACUGUCCCGACAGCUGCGUGCACCAUUGGAAACGUAAUUACCUACUGCAACGAGACGAAAUCCAGUGUCGUGAUCUGUCAGGCUGUGUGAAGAUCACAAAAGUUUGCGAUGGCCAGAAAGACUGUGCAGAUGGGUCGGACGAGAUAAACUGUUACGACUUCUGCUCCCUUCAUGGAACAUUUGGUGAUGCCGCCUACUGGAAGUGCCGUGACUCCCCGGGCUGUGUGAAAGGAGAAUUUCUGGGUAACGGCAUUUCUGACUGCGCUGAUGGGUCGGACGAAGAGAACUGUGAUGAAUUAUGCAGAUCUAUAGGGUACUGGCCGUGUAAAAUCUCCAUCCCGCCGUUCCCGAGGUGUAUCAAGGGGUCGGGCAGAUGUAACCGAGCAGUAGAGUGCAGGGACUUCUCGGAUGAGAUCGGCUGCGGAACCUGUGACGGGUAUUGGGCUGCUUUGGAAGAGUACAAGGAAAAAAGGAGGGAAGAGGGACUAACGACGUCUGACGAGUACAAUUAUAAGUGCAACUCAGGAAAAUGCGCAACGACAUUCAACCUGUGUGAUGACCGCGACUUCUGUGGCAACUGGGAGGACGAGCAAGACUGCGAUAUAACGACCUGCAUGGACACGGCGGUACGGUUUGGUGUUUCUGACCAGUAUAAAGAAAUUGAAGUCGCACAAAAUUGCGAUGGAAAGGACGACUGCAGGACGGGUGUUGAUGAGAAUCCACGGAGAUGUGACAUUGGAGCUUGUUUGCUACCCGUAGAUCUACUAGUGAAGGAUUAUAUAGUUACUGAAGGCUUUGGAGCACGUCAUUUAAACCACGGUAGCCUAGGUCUGUCCCUGACGGAAUGGGUUGUUGAUAACAUUGAGGACUGGCUACAAAUCACCCUCGAACAUCCUGUCCAACUGGCCGCUAUAGUUGUUUCCGGUCCCAGGUCAUCGCAUCCUCCCCCAUUUACGUUGAAAUACGGGCUUGGGACCGACUGUUUAACAACCUACAUAGAGGCGGGUGAAAUUAAGGUAUUCCAAACAUCGAAAGUGAGUGCCAACUCCGCUGAACAUUACCUGGCCAUAGCAGUACACACCAGAGUCGUGAUGCUUACCCCACAGUCUGCACUUGACAAAACUGUUUUGAACGUAGGUCUAUUGGGUUGCCCAAUUAAAGAGCAACGUUUCAACGACAAGUUUUGUGGCAAAGGUUGGACGAUGUUUGAAGAGAGCUGUUACCGGAUUAUUUCAUCUCCGCUUGUCUGGUGGGCUGCGGAGCGAUACUGUCAAGCUCUGGGUGGUCAUCUGGCGGCGGUCAACACACUACGGGAGAAUGAGUUCCUCCGCAGCAACACUGGCAAUGGAUGGAUAGGGCUAAAGCUUGAUUCAGUCGUCAUGAAGAAACAACGGGAGAGAAUCAAAGACUUAACUUGGAGCAAUGGAAGUCCUGCAGGAGACGCCUUUAAGGAGGAGAAUAUUGCACUUGACGCUUUCCAGGAAUAUCUUUGGAGACUCAAUGAUCCUUUAUGUGCCACUCUAGAACUACAUGAUCCAUCGUCACACAGUGGAGACAAUACAAAUAACACAACACAAUGUGUCGAUGGUGAUCAUGACUUGGCAGAAACUCAAAAAGGCGACCUUAAUGCAAACGUUCCGGACAUGACAGUCUGCGAUGAUUGUAUGGCUCGGGAGACAAGCUGUGGGAACAUCAGAUGCGGUCUUCCCGAUGACUACCGCUGCGGACUGAUCUACUCUCCCGGCUACCCAGCCGCCUUCCCGCCUUCAGCUAUCUGCCUGUGGACCAUCGAUGGUCCGAAGGGAAGUUUCGUCACCCUUCUGCUGCUGGACGUUGAUUUGCCGGGCUACUCGAGUGGCGUCUGCACAAGUCGUGUGCUGCAGGUCAGGGACAGGUUCCUGACGGUAGGGUGGAACACGAUACACGGGCUUUGUCGUGGGGAGGACGAGCAGAAGGUCUAUGUUUCCAGCUCCAAUGACAUGCAGUUGGCCAUGUUGGCGACGAGUAACAGCGCUGAUAUCGGCGGCAGUCGCGGCUUUAUGGCAACGUUCAACAUCAGCACUUUUAGCCCCAGCCGCCAGGUGCACAAUCUUCCUGACGAUGCAGGGUUCAUUUGCCCGUGCGGAUGGCAUUUGUUCCGCCGAAACUGCUACCAGACCUUCCGACAGACCGUACCGCUGAACUGGGUUGAAUCAGACCUCAAGUGUCGCGAGUACGGCGCCAACUUAACCAGUGUCUCUGACCGACAGGAAAUGGAAUUUCUCCACGUGCUUUUGGUCACCAACGUUGUCGUCAAACGCACCGCUGAUCCAAAGCUUUUCAUCGGAUUUUAUGAUGUCUACAGGAACCGAACCUUUGUGUGGACGGACGGCAUUCCUGUGACGUAUACGGACUGGUAA